GCGUCCCCGCCGCCGCCUGCUCGGGCGGGCAGGGUGGCAGCGGGAUCAUGGAACCCGCGGAGCUCCGGGAGCCCCGCAAGCCCGGGCGGGGGGCACAGACCGCGGCGGCCCCGUGCUGGGAGGAGACCAAGACUUUCUACGAAAACCUCGCGCCCAAGAAGAAACCCAAAUCGCCCAAGCCUCAGAAUGCUGUUACCAUUGCUGUGUCCUCCCGAGCCUUGUUCCGCAUGGACGAGGAGCAGCGCAUCUACACGGAGCAGGGCGUGGAGGAGUAUGUGCGCUACCAGCUGGAGCAUGAGAAUGAGCCCUUCAGUCCCGGGCCAGCCUUCCCCUUCGUGAAGGCUCUGGAGGCUGUGAACAGGCGGCUGCGGGAGCUGUACCCCGAUAGUGAGGACAUCUUUGACAUCGUCCUUGUGACCAACAACCACGCUCAAGUGGGUGUCCGUCUGAUCAACAGUAUCAACCACUACGACCUGUUCAUUGAGCGGUUCUGCAUGACAGGUGGGAACAGCCCCAUCUGCUACCUCAAGGCCUAUCACACCAACCUCUACUUGUCAGCUGAUGCGGAAAAAGUGCGGGAAGCCAUCGAUGAAGGGAUCGCAGCCGCCACCAUCUUCAGCCCCAGCAGGGACGUGGCUGUAUCCCAGAGCCAGCUGCGCGUGGCCUUCGAUGGGGAUGCUGUGCUCUUCUCGGAUGAGUCGGAGCGCAUCGUCAAGGCCCACGGGCUGGACAGGUUCUUUGAGCAUGAGAAGGCCCACGAGAACAAACCUCUGGCCCAGGGCCCCUUGAAGGGCUUUCUGGAGGCGCUGGGUAGGCUGCAGAAGAAGUUCUACUCCAAGGGCCUGCGGCUGGAGUGUCCAAUCCGCACCUACUUGGUGACAGCACGCAGCGCAGCCAGUUCGGGGGCCCGGGCUCUCAAGACCCUGCGCAGCUGGGGCCUGGAGACGGAUGAGGCCUUGUUCCUUGCAGGAGCGCCCAAGGGGCCCCUCCUUGAGAAGAUCCGCCCACACAUCUUCUUCGAUGACCAGAUGUUCCAUGUGGCUGGGGCGCAGGAGAUGGGCACAGUGGCUGCCCAUGUGCCUUAUGGUGUGGCACAGACGCCCCAGCAGACUGCGCCUAUGAAGCAGGCCCCAGCUGCGCAGUAGCUGAGGCCUGAGACAGGCACGGCUGCCUGUCCGUACUCCACCACGUUGUCCAGUGGACCCUUCUAGUUCCUCACUGCUCUGUCCUUCUGCACGUCUGCCCUCAUCCCCACGAGUGAGGUACUUGCAGGGAGUGAUGCAGACCAAGCCAGCAUCCCCACCAGCCCUCCUUUUCGGCAAACACUGUGCCACGACCCCGGCUAGGAGAGUAAGACUGCAGAGUAGCUGGGUUUUGGGGGCGGGGGUUGAUGGGAACAAGGCUGACAGUGUCAGAGGAGCCAGGCUGCCUCCAAGGGGUCCUGGGAUGAAGACUAGCUCAGUGUGGUGCAGAGAACAUGGCUCUGCUAGAGAAGGCAUCCGGCUUCUAAGCUCUGUCCCGGCAUGAACUGAUGACUUUGGGUAAGUCCCUCCCUUCCAGGGGCCUCGGUUCCGGCGUCUUGUAGGUGGUUUCCAAACUCUCCUGGAGCUGCAGAAGCAUGGUUUAAUAAGAUUGCCCUGCCCAGGGCUGCUGCUAGACCAUAUGGUAUCUUUGUGCAGUUAGAGGAGAGCACUGUCUCGAGAAUGAAUUUCAAAAAGAUGGCCCUUGCUCUGGGCUGACCCAGACCCACGCUGGGGUCCGCGGCUUGCUCAGCAGCACAUAGCCUGUAUCUCAGCCCCUUCGGGCGCCUCAGCUCGGAGGCCUUUGUCGAAUGGGCAAAAUGCACCAUCGUCCGCAGCAACCCUACCUCUACUUCUGCACGGUUUGGAAACCACUGGACAGAGGACCUGUCCGCUUCCCGUGAGCCUCUACUGUGAGUCACCCAUCAGGGGUCAGCUGCCGGGGGCCACGGUUUGCGGAAGGAGAGAGGCGUCAAUUUAACCUGCACGCAAACUCUCCUUCCACCAGCAGGGGGCACUACAGGCUCUUCCCGGGGAGGAGCUUUCGGGACCGCCUCUCAGGGCUUCCUUUGCUUUUGCUUUUAGUCAAAGUUCAGUCGUUCUGCCUUCCAGCCCCCUCACGGCAGCCCUCAGUCCUUCAGUUACUGCAUUCUGCUGUGCUGCCAAGCGGCUUUACCAGCGGGGAAGAGGGAGAGUGUUGGGGUUCACUGUUGUGGGCCCAAAUGCAGGGGAAGAAAGCUCAGUGGCUCAAGUGGGAGGGAGUCCUGCUUGCACCCGAGGGAAGGUCUGCCCAAGGUGACGUGGGAAAGUCUGGUCUGAGGCAGUGACCCAUUAGACAGGAAGGAGCUGAAAGGUGCACUGGCAAGAUUCUCCAGCUGUGGAACUUUGAGUGGAAGGACUGAGCUCUCUGUCCCCAGGAUGCUGUGCAAGGGACUCCAGAAUGAGGAGACCUUCCCUUGCAGCGCACCAGUGAAUCCUCCACCUUGCAGGAGCCUCUGCAGCCCCUUUGUCACCACUUCUAGGGGAGAGCUCUUACUCUUUGAUGAGUCAGCUUCCUCUUUUGCUAACAAGCCUGGCUCUCUCUAUGAACGGAGGGUGGGAACACUGAUGGCUGGUCCCUCAGGAAGACCCAGAAAGGGUGAGCAGCCGUCCGUGAGGGCGACUGAUUGCCCAGCUCCUGGGGCAUCCCAGCUGAAGGAAGCACUUUGUGAAGAAAGCCAAAGGUACCAUCCUAGGGAGCAGGAGCCUGGAGGUGUGUGCAGGAGAGCUGGACUGCUGUUGAGGGUGGGACAAAGAGGUGAAGGGCUCCCUGGGGCCUGACCUUUGUCAUUUUGAGGACUCAGCACAGGAUCUGAAUGGGGCCAAGUUCUGGGCAGUGUAGGGCAGGAUAGUAGUUGCAGAAAGGAGGAAAAAGUGAGGAGACGGAGGUGGUUCACGAAAUGAGCAACAGUUAGGGCCAGAAGAGGAGUGUCGGGCUGGGUUUUCACUCUCUGUGUGGGAAGCUGGGCCUGGGAGGAAGGUCAAGGCCAUGCAGAGUUUCUGGGUCAGAUCCCACCACUGAUCGUCUUAUCACGGGAGGGACAUAUGAUGAUGAUGUCUUUGUACAGGUCUUUCCAGCCACAGCCAGGAUCCUUCUGGCCUCAGGGCAGGGGGCCUGGUUUUGAGUUCUUUCCUCUGCUCCAAGCCUGGCCAGAAAUCCUGAGAGAGGUAAGAACAGCCUCUAGGAAAGAAAGUGAAAGAGAAAGUCAUCUUUGAUCUCGGCUGAGCCAUGAAAGGCCCUCUGUCCUUCCCCCAGUCAGAAUCACCCCCUUGGAUGAGCCUCUAGGGCUCACAGAGCCAGCCAAAGCCAUAAGCAGCCUGCUCAGCUGGCACAGUUGAGGUUCAUAGAAUGAUAUUAGUCUGCGUGACCAGAAUGGAUAUGUACAUUAGGCACCAGAUGGUGCCUAAUUAAGAUAAACUCUAGGGAUUCUGAGAACCAAGAGGUCCUGCCUCCAGGACCUGGUGAUAAACAGCCCUGAUUCUUCCAGGUCUCUCAGGAAGCAGAAAGACACGAUGCUGGAAGCAGAAAGAUAAGAUGCAGUAAAAGCUGUGGAUUUCACUUGAGCCACCAGUAAUAGACAUAGACAGCCCUGGGCAGUGAGAGACACUAGGGUCUGGUUCUAUUACUGAAACCGUAAAUGAACAUCUCGGGCCUGGAAAAAAGAUUUCGGUGGAUGGAGUAAAAGGCCAGAGUCCUGGGGGCAGGGGAGGCCGUGGCCAGACACACGUUCUGAUUCUUUCCAGUGGUGAGGAGGAGCCCCAGGCAAGGAGCAUUAUUUAUUGGAUCCCCGGGCAAAUUAAAACGCCAGGUGAGCAUCACAGCCCGUGCUGGACUGCCGCACUAGGGCGGGGGGCCACAGCUCCUGAAAUGCUGGACCCCAGGAGCCCAAAGCACCGCUCCCCGACAAGUCCCUCAGAGCGCUCCCCAGGAAAUGCUUGCCCACAAAGCCCCAGACCCAAGGGAAACUGCCACUGAGCAGGAAACCAAGUGCUGUUCCUAGGCAUUGAGACUUCGAAGAUCAUUGCAGAGCUGCUCCCUCCUUUCCCUGAGUGCCCAACCAGAAUGGUGGUGAUGUAGCAGGAAGCACCAGGAGAAAUCAAAACCCGUGAGAAGCUCAAAUCCGAGAUGGAGUGACUGGUGGGCACCCGAACACCAAACUGGUGAUUAAAACAUUGAAAUACCUCUAUAACAGUUGCUAAAUAGCGCUGGCCUGAGCCCCUGAGUGCCCCUCCAUGGCCUCUCCUGCGCUCUCUCCACUGUGACGACACCAUCUUCCCACAAUUCAGCAAAAAGGGCAUCCUGGAGGCUGCACUGGCACAGUGACUGUCGUCCGCUCUAUUUGCUCGUCUAGAGAGAGAGUAACCUGCCCAAAGUCACUCAGCGAGUGGCAGCACUGGCAGUGAGCCCAUGUCUGUCUCUUGGGAGCCAGACUCUCAGUCAUUCUGCCGUUCAGCCCAGACAGCAUAGAGGAGGCAAGAGAAGCUUCGUGACAAAGGAGCUUGCCCAACAGUUAGCAUGUUGACCUCCUUCCUGUAAAACUGCUAUAAAACACGCGGGUAGGUACAUUGCUGUUGUAGUGUCCUAAAUAGCUAGGAAGAAUUUAAAUUAGAGCCAGACAUUUGCAGAACUGCUGAAGCACCACCCAACUUCUCUGGAACCCAGUUUGAAAGCCCUCAUAUGGGGCCCAUGCCGGGUUUGGCAAAUUAUGGGCCAAAUCUAGCUCACCACCUGUCUUUGUAAAGAAACUUUUGUUGGAACACAGCCAUGCCCAUUGGUUUUGCACACAGCAGCAGAGUCAAGUUGUUUCAACAGAGACCAAGGAGCCGAAAAUAUUUAUCUGAGCCUGGGCUAAGGCCAACAUCCGCAGCCUGCCCCAUAGUGGGAGAGACCAGCUCAUACCCACCUGAGCACUGGAAGCAGAGGCUGGUUUCACUGCCAAGGGGGCAGCAUGUGCGGGCUCCGUGCCCAUGUGCGGGCAUCGUUAGGGCUGCAGAAAAUUGCAGGCACUAGCUGAGUACCGUGAUGUUGAACACAACAGAUCCUUGGCAUCGGAGGAUUUCAAAUGUCAAGUUUUGACUCUUUCCAAGUGCCCCAUAGCCAGUUGUCAUUUGAAAUGUUGUUGACUCAAAGUUGACUCGAGUGUGCCCUCCUCAGCUGCUGGAUGAGGGGCAGGGAGCAGGACCCCUGGCUAGGGCUGAGCCCAGCUGGCUGUCCUGCACCUGCUCAGCGUGGCUUUGUUCUCAGCUCCUCACCGCCCUCAUGGGCCUCUUGGGAAGUGACAAGUGCUGGUAGAUGGAGGGGCUUUAGCUAAAUAUUGAUUUUGGUUAAAAUGGAGUGCCCGAUGUUGACUUCACUCCAAUCUAACAAGUCAUCCAUAUGCUCUCUGUGGAAGCAAGAACAAGUUCUUCAUGAAGACAGUUCCAGCGAGGUCUUUAGCUGGCCCAGAAGUUACCGAUUAAGCAAAAGAUAAAACUCCAGUGAAAGUCAAAAUGGCAAUCUUCUUGUGCUGUGUGGGUGUGAGCAACACACAUACCCUCAUGGUGGAACUGUGGAUCAGGAGAAAUCUAGGACCCUGCAGAUACAGGAGUUUACCCAGGUUCCAGGAUCCGCUGUAAGAAAGGCAAGCGUGGAAGUGGUCCCACCUAUAGACACCACUGUUCCAUCAUGAUACUCUUGUCCCCUAAGCCCGGACUUGGCUUCAGAAUCCUUCUCAACCCAGCAUUACGGGCAGCCCCUACCAGCAAGUCGGAGUUGGCACGGAAGAUGAAACUCUAUUUUGACAUCCCUAUUGGUGUUGGGUACUGCUUUCCAGAGGGCAUGCAAGGCCCUGAAUGUUCACUCUCUGAUGGCACAGUACCACUCAGGAUGCGGAGGUCUCACCCAACUCAGGCAGGACACAAAGAAGAGGGAGGAUGGCAUCCUGGGGUUGGCGGCUUUCCAGCACUGGGUGCCUAGCCAGGAAACCAUGGGUGUUCUCUGGGUUUCACGCUCAAGGCGAAGCACGGAAACCCCUCCCAUCAGUAGGUGGCGCUAGAGGCCAGCACUCUGCCGCUGGCCAAAGCUUGUGGUUUUCUUCACUGGUUAAUUUUCUCUCCCGUGGUACUUGGUGCUGUGCUAGACUCCCUCAGGUAGCUUAGCCUAAAAGCACUAUACGUGCUCUGAAAAUCUCCUGUGUGACAGGCUGAUUGCUCCUACCAGCAAUCACUGUGUGUGUAUGGACACAUUCAUCAGUGUGUGCAACAGGAUAAAAGCUGCGUGUGUCCAUGUUUACAUGGGUGUGUAAUGGGUCAGAUAUCUCUGCUGACAACUCUGUGUGUGUGUGUGUGUGUGUACAGUGGACAGGUUGGUUAUCUCUGUUAACUAAGGAUCCUGGGUCCCACAUACUUACGGCCAGCCCUGUUUCCUGUUUCCUGGGACUGCUUCUGGCCAUUCCCAUCAUCUCAUGGCCAUUUGCACAUAUGCAGCAUGAAGGCCACUGAGGCCAAGUUCCUUAUCUUUCUUUCCAGCUUCCAGACUCUGGCCAACAAGGUCUUGGCUCCUAACUCUCUGCCUCCCAGCCCUACCCCCUGCAGCCUUGGAAAGGAAGUGGCAGAAUCUGUGCUAGGACACCCCUUUUGGCUGCACCUGCCUCACCAUCUCCAUUUGUUUCUUUCCUCCUGCUGAUAGUCCCAUGGCCAACGUGUGCAGUUGGGCAGAUUGUAUACUGCACAAAUCCAGAUGGAGUCAUUCACACUAUGACUUGAGUGGAGCUUUCUAAACACCUGCAAAACCUGCCAACCUCCCAUGGCUGCUCUGGUCAUCUCAUGGUCCUGGCUAGAAAAGUUGCCUUCUUCCCUGCCUCCCUGGCCCAGCCCAGCCUAGGCUGGAAUUCCUUCCUCUGCUUGGGUGUUCUAGUCUGGCCCAGAAGUGACUAACCCUUGACCUUGAUCAGGAAAUAUCUCCUGAUACCUUUGGGAUUGAAUUUAGGAAAGUGAAGUAUGGCUGGCAACUUUUCAGUUACUCAGUUUUGCAGAGUUAGUGGUCCUUGUAAGACAAACUGAAGUUCUAGAGACUAGGGUUACUGCCUUCCACACUCCUGGCCUGAGGGUGAAGAUGUCUUCAUGAGCCCGCUGGUAAGAUGGGUCUGCCACGGAAUUAGGGGAGGGCCUCAAGGCUAAGCUUGGAGCUGCCACAGAGUAGAAAAUCGUGAGGUCACCACAGACUGGAUGUCUAGGCCUGGUCGCAAACCCUGAUGCCUCCCGGGGCCAGGUGGGAGACGUAAGUGAGCAGGGAGAUGAGGCUGGGUCUUUAGGGUAAUGGAGCAUACACACGCUGUUGCCUGACACGGUUGCUGCCGUGUGGGAAUGUGUGGUGCUCUUGCCAGAUAGUCCACUCCAGUUUUCAAGAGAAGCUAAAAAUCUGGACUUUCAAAUGUUGGCAACUAUUUUGAAUUUGGAAGGCCUUGUGCAGGCCAAACAAAACACAUCUUGCAGGCUACAGCCAGCCCUGGAGUCUCCUGUCUGCACCCUCUGGCCCAGGCCCAGUGAACUGAGUUCUUCAGAACCGACUAACUGAGCGUGUGAGGAUAUUACCCUCAGGCUCACAGAGUUUGGGGUCUCUAAGAGACCUCAGAGAUAUCCUAGUUAAUCCCUGUGUGUUUUAAACUGUGUACAUAUAAAGUUCUUUAUUAACACAUGCAUCUUUAGCUUCUGGUUUCUACUUAAAAGCCUCUCAGUCCCCCCCACCCCCCAGCCACCUUCAGUGAAGUACAAGAUCGAAAGUGAAGCCUUACACGUAGUGUGCUUGUAUCAACCUGUCAGAAGCCCUAUUUAUAUCUUUAUAGGUCUAUUUAUAUCUUUAGCAAACACGGGCUGCCCUGGUCUUCCUUACAACCUAACCUCCUUGGGGUUGCUUUUUAUGGUAAAUCUCCUAAGUGCCUCCUUAAACGGUUGGAGCAUGUGCUUCUUCAUCUAUGUGAGUUCCCUUGUCUGAAGAGGGGGUUAGACAGCUCAUACCUCCUCAGUUCUGCCCCUUCUUGGUCUGCGGUCAGCUCUCCCCACGCCCCGCUCCGUCUGGCUCCCCGCACUUACCCGGUCACAUGAUGGAGGGUGCUGCGGGCUCGUCAGCGUGGAUGCUUCUCGUUCCUCCUGCUUGUCCUGUAACUGAAGUUCACAACGUGGGCUUCUGCCUCUUAAAAGCCAUUCAAAUAAAUA
This is a messenger RNA of Zalophus californianus (California sea lion), 8252 nucleotides long. It is a transcript of the gene NT5C1A, whose product is annotated as 5'-nucleotidase, cytosolic IA. Gene Ontology annotation, biological process: nucleotide metabolic process; adenosine metabolic process. The record is from RefSeq and is a predicted model, not a curated record. Gene Ontology annotation, molecular function: nucleotide binding; 5'-nucleotidase activity; magnesium ion binding. Bases 48 to 1145 code for a protein of 365 amino acids. Gene Ontology annotation, cellular component: cytosol; cytoplasm. NCBI's taxonomy places the organism in Eukaryota, Metazoa, Chordata, Mammalia, Carnivora, Otariidae. The transcript is spliced from 6 exons.